CUAUUCAUGAACAGGGCUUCAUAUGGGGAGAUUGCAAGCCCGAAAAUGUUUUGAUCCUGAUGGAUAUCGAGAGGGAUAAUUGUCUGCGCGCGAAACUCAGCGAUUUCGGGGCGUGUAUUACGGCUCCGAGCCCAACAUCCGGCUUUCGGGGGGUUUCGUAUCCCUGGACGGCUCCGGAGGCUGCGGCGGCGAGAGGGUUUGACGAACUGGCGCACGCAGAGAUGUUUUCUCUGGGUCUCGUUUUAUGGGCAAUUGCCAUGGAUGGGCGACAGUUUGACUGCAAGUACUGGGGUCGAGAUCCCGAGAGGGAGAGGCAAAAUGUGGAUAUAGAGGAGAUUGAACGUAUUAAGGCAGGCGGGAACGGGCCGGAUGGGCUCUUGGAGAUCGCCGUGACUUCUCUACAAAGCUACCUACGAGGCUUCGAUGAGACGUAUACCCCGCUGGCACCAUAUAAGGACAUUGAGGUAUUUGCAGACACUUUGAAAGUUACCAUUGUGUCUCAUCCUGCCCGACGGGAGAAAAGUGCAGAUGUUCUGGUGGCAGCAUUUUCAUCCGAAAGCUCCAGAGUAUCAAAGCCAAAAGGCACAGCAAAUUCCGCCGAAUUCUCGGGGGAAAUCGAUCUGGCAUACCUAUCUUCCACGUACGGGCCAGGUACGAAGCUUGACGUAGUCGCUUCGCUAAUUUUCCAGAAUAUCUGUAAACUCGGGAAGGAGAUCCAGUUUGCGCCUUCUCUGUUCCAUGCAAGCCUAUCUAGUCUGGUAGGAUUCGGAACGGACGUUGACUACUCGUUGGCGCAAGAGCUGAUGAAACAAGCAGCAUCAGCGGGGUUGAAGAGGGCACAGGGUUUACAUGCCGCAGUAUUAGCUAUUGAGAAUAGCCAAACACCUACGGAGCAAGAAGAUUUUCAGGAGGCCAGAAGUGCGACAAGUCAAGAUGACCUUAUGUUCUUCGAUGAUCUUGGGCUGGAGGAUCAGGAAGAGCCGGGGACAGAACGGGAGCAGGACUCAAUAUCGGAACCGAGGAGUGAUGAUGACAUACAGAAAGAGUGGCUCAUCGAAGCGGCGGCUGCAGGAUCAUGGGUUGCAUGUAAACUAAUGGCCGAGAGUGACCCAGCCGGUCUCCUACGCCUUCGCAGUCGUUCUAAGCAUCGAUUUGGGUGUCACAGGGGAAUACCCAAUCUGUGUAGUGACAGAGAGGAGACUUGUGAAUGCGACGAGGAAAGCGCGGUCGGCAGUGAUUGGACCAAAAUAACAGAAAGGAAUCAACUUGGGGAGACGCCUCUCAUCUAUGCCAUGAGAACCGGGAACUUGGACGCUGUGGUAAUGCUACUACCGGCGGUAACAGAUCCGACCGUGACCGAUGAUCGAGGUGUGACAGCAUUACAUUGGCUCGUGUCAAUGUCUGAGGAGAGUUUGCAUCACAUACAGCCGCUUCUUACGGCAAUUCCUCUUGAUAUUCAGAGUCAAGUGGCUGUGGAAGAUCCCAGAUAUUAUGGCACCAGAUUUGAACCCGGAACUCCCUUGGACUGGGCCGUCGAUGGCAAGAAUAUUAGUGCAGUCCGCAUGCUCCUUGAAUUGGGCGCAGAUCCAGCACUGGAGCCCAAAACGCGUCCAUCUGCACUCCACCGUGCCGCCGCGUGCCACGACAUUGAAACCUGUCGAAUUAUCCUUUCACAAAGGCCCGAUUCAAGAAUCGAUGUGUUUGACAGGCACGGGCAGUCACCCUUAUCCUCUGCUCUCCAGCCACACUUUGCGCUUGAACGACGCUUACUGCACCUCGCCCCGGGGAGGAUGAUCCUGCAGGAGUUGAUCGACUUAUUCGCCACCAAUGGAGCAGACAUCAGCUUCGUCAAUCAAUCCGGAGAGAAUAUGCUGUAUUGUGCGGUCCGUGAGGGCUUUCUUGAAGGAGUUGAGACAGUCUUGGGCUGGAGCACUGAACAACUGGCGAUAAAGUCUCUGAUAACAAUACGAACUGGUCCCAAUCGUUGGUCGAGCCUUCGCCGGGCGCUGUAUGCAACAGAUAUAAAAAUUAUCAAAGCUAUUUUCCGUUGUUUAGCUCCCGAGGAACUGUACGAAAUCUUGGAGGGUGAUCGAUCCCCAGAUGGAUUGACUCUACUGCACGAGCUUGCCUUCCUACCUGAAUCGACGGCCCUUGACAUUGCUCGUCUCGUUGUCUCCAAACUCAACGAGAGCAACAGAAGUCUACAAGGCUGCGUUGAAAUGCCCCGCAUGUCGGAUAGAGGCAGUAGGCCCAACCUUACAGCUUUCCAGCUAGCCGUGCUCUGUCGGAAGUCGGAGUUGGCAGACUAUUUUGUCAAGUACGGCGCCGAUCCGUUAGCGGGAGUUCAGAAGCAACGCUUUCUUGGAUCGCUCAUCUCCUAUCUGAGGUACCAGGCCGAUGUACCCAGCGGGUGGCUUCUUCAUGUCCGCGACGAUAAGGUUCCUAACACUCUCCGACGAUUCCCACAUCCGGUCCUGGCAGGUGACGCCGUGGGGUAUCUCCUUCGGCACGAAACGAUAUGGUGGCAGGGCCGAGCUACGUUCGACAAUGAUCCGGACCAUGAUCCAAUGAUCGCUUGGCGUCCUGGGGUCUCCACGAGUAUUUGGAUUGCUUACAAUACGAUCCAAGGCCGUGGUAGCAUGGUAAACGACAGUUACCAACGUGCAAUCGAAAUGUAUGGGACUUCCGGUCACCUUGAUACCAACACUCUAGUCUUCCGUCAUCGAUCCCGCCAUGUACGGGACUAUAAGUCGUUCCUUAUUUGUUAUCAGCAUGAUCCGCAGAAGGAAUCCUCUCGCCGUCAUCCGUAUAUCACUGCCCUCGAGUUGGCGUUCGACGUAGCUGUGACUUGUCCCUAUCGGGUUCACGGUGAGAAGCUUUUUUGCAAAGUACUAGAGACUUAUAACGGACCAACACAUUGUAACUUUCCCUACUAUCAUUACUUUCCCUGGGGCCGCUCCCCCAUGCGGAAUCUAAGUCGCCGGAACACCUUGCUACAUCAGGCGAUCCGUCUCCAAAAGCCGUCUCUCGUAAGCGCGUUACUGGAGAACGGGGCUGACUGGGACAUGCCAACCCUCAGUUGGCAAACACCGCUACGCCUCGCGAAUAUAAUGAAUACCUCACUGUCUCCGGAUGAUCAAACGAAUCGAGGAACAUUCCUGCAGCGCCUGAAUCCUUCUGUGCCACCGGUCGCCAUGCAACUUGCUCCGGAGGAAGCGGAGAGCGAAGCCCAAUCCCCUACUCGAUCGAUCCAAUGCUUACUAGAAACUCACGCAAUGCGGUAUUCCAGGCAGCGUAACUGGGCUUUUAUCAAGGCAUUCCGCGAGGUCCACUGGCCCUGGAAUGAAUAUGAAACUGACCAGCUCGGGGUCCGAUUCAUCUUCUUCUACGUCUCCCUCCUCAGUCUGUUUUUUCUCAUCAUCUCCGCCCCACUUUAUAUUCUCUACGUAUACAAAUCGUGGAUAACAUUCAUCGAGUUUUCGGACGCCAGAGACGCAGUUACAUCGCUGCUUAUUGUCGCCGAUUGCGUGAUGCUCGCGAUCCACAAUGGCCUCAAUCCACAAGAAGCAUGCCUCACUAAGUCGGGCAGCGGAGUACAUGCGCUCACGGAGUACAUGUUUCCGCCGCUAGAGCAGGUGAGUAACAUGAGCAUCGCCACGGCCAAUAUUGUUGAGUCAUGUUUCAAUGGUACUCUCCCCGAUCGACUGCAGAACACGACCUGUCUGGGAGACUACACGGCAAUGGCAACACAUGGUCUAGAUAACCUUAUUCCCGGGUGUAGCGACCAUAUUCCAAAAUGGAUGGACCUAAUGGCAACCUUUGACGCGGCGGACAAGGCUCUUAACGCGAAGAUGCAGGCAUAUUUGCUGAAAGAGUGCAAGUGUCAAUGUGGUUGGAGGGGCACGCCAUAUCAUCACAAGUGGGACAACUACUGAAGGCCGUUCCCAUAGCUGGUCCCAUAUGAGU
This is a messenger RNA of Aspergillus caelatus, 3966 nucleotides long. RefSeq lists its product as uncharacterized. Gene Ontology annotation, cellular component: ciliary inversin compartment. The record is from RefSeq and is a predicted model, not a curated record. Lineage: Eukaryota; Fungi; Ascomycota; Eurotiomycetes; Eurotiales; Aspergillaceae. The transcript is spliced from 2 exons. Gene Ontology annotation, biological process: protein phosphorylation; protein localization to ciliary inversin compartment. The coding region runs from base 60 to 3935 and encodes 1291 amino acids. Gene Ontology annotation, molecular function: protein kinase activity; protein binding; ATP binding.